Suillus discolor is the source of this 1233-nucleotide messenger RNA. RefSeq names its product Polymerase/histidinol phosphatase-like protein. Gene Ontology annotation, biological process: L-histidine biosynthetic process. Bases 19 to 993 code for a protein of 324 amino acids. Lineage: Eukaryota; Fungi; Basidiomycota; Agaricomycetes; Boletales; Suillaceae. Gene Ontology annotation, molecular function: histidinol-phosphatase activity. The transcript has 3 exons. The record is from RefSeq and is a predicted model, not a curated record. Gene Ontology annotation, cellular component: cytoplasm.
GCUAAAUAUUAAAUAGCUAUGCCUCACAGUCAUCACUCUCACUCCGGACAGUUCUGCAGGCAUGCUUUCGGAUCCUUAGAAGAAGUCGUAUUGGAAGCCAUCAAACAACGUUUCGAGGUGUAUGGUUUGACAGAACAUGUACCCCGCUACAGGCCAGAGGAUCUGUAUCCAGAGGAGAGGGAACUGUCUCUUGAUGGCCUGUCGAAGCAGUUCCUGAGUUUUCUUAACGAAGCUCAUCGAUUGAAGGAGGUUUACGCCUCCCAGAUCACCUUAUUGGUUGGACUCGAGACAGAGUACAUUACCGAUGAUGACCUCAGUCAUCUUCAAAAGCUCCUGAAGGAUAAUGAGAGGCGCAUCGAUUAUAUCGUUGGAUCCGUCCAUCAUGUCAGCACUAUUCCCAUCGACUUUGAUCGUGUCACAUAUGAAAAGGCUUUGGCCAACUUUUCGAAUGAAGAGGGCGUUUAUAUUCUCGGAAACGAUCAAAUGGAACGCUUUCUAUCUGCAUACUUCGAUGCACAGCAUCAAUUGAUACGGCAGUUUCAGCCAGAGAUCAUUGGCCAUCUCGAUUUGUGCAGGCUCUACACCCCUUCCCUCGAUCUCAAGCAGUACCCCAUCGCCUGGGGCAAGCUAAUCAGGAACAUCGAGGAAGCUACGCGGUACGGCGCACUUUUUGAAAUCAAUGCUGCCGCGUUCAAGAAGGAGGGGUGGACUUCGCCAUACCCUGGGAAAGAUGUAGUAGGGCUUAUUCAGGAGAAAACUGGUCGGUUUGCUUUGUCUGAUGACAGUCACGGACCGCGGACUGUCGGACAGUAUUAUUUGGAUGUGGCGGACUAUCUGGUUCAUGUAGGAAUUACUGAACUUUGGUAUUUGGACUGUUCAUCAAAGCCAAAUCACAAUGGGAGGUACAUAUCUCCCAGGCGAAUUGAAGGCGAUUGGCGGCUCCAUACUUUCUGGAAACAUAGGGAAGGUGAAAGGCGCAAAAUCGUCUCUUAAUAAAUACGAGAUGUUUUUGGCGAUGGAAGUACGUUUUGCGGCGGCUUGAAGUACUUCGAUAUUAUCUUUGAUGUCUUCUGCCCCAAGAUGCACUCCAGCCAAAGCCAGCGAUUUGUCAUUUUCUGAUUGACUAUGCUUUGUUUUAUGGGUGCUGCUACGUUUCUGUCUGGCAUUAAAUCAUCAUCCGUAACGCGCAUUCCAGACUGCAGGUCGCUUGACAGAACAUGCCUGAAUGGGAGG